Bufo gargarizans (Asiatic toad) is the source of this 1053-nucleotide messenger RNA. RefSeq lists its product as uncharacterized. The record is from RefSeq and is a predicted model, not a curated record. Gene Ontology annotation, biological process: regulation of transcription by RNA polymerase II. Lineage: Eukaryota; Metazoa; Chordata; Amphibia; Anura; Bufonidae. The transcript has 3 exons. Bases 1 to 702 code for a protein of 233 amino acids. Gene Ontology annotation, cellular component: transcription regulator complex; nucleus.
AUGCCUCGCUGGGAUGUCGAAAAACUGAUUACACUCGUCCAGGAGAGGCCCGAGCUGUGGGAUACCCGGCAAAAUGCCUAUAGCGACAGACUGAAAAAAGAUGCUUUGUGGGAGAAAGUGGCACGGAGCAUGCGGCGAAGUGAAUGGGCCAAGGCUGAUAGCCGAGGCCGGGCCGAAUUAGUGAAACAAACGAAAACCCGCUGGGCGAGCUGCCGGGACCAGUUCCGGCGGGAGCUGACCAGCAAAGGCCGGAGUGGGGAGGGAUCAUCGACCAAACGUGCCUAUAUUUAUACGGCCCAGUUACAGUUUCUGCGGCCAGUAAUGGAACUGAGGCCUACUGUGGACAGUCUGGAUCCCUCACAAGAUUCCGACACGUCGGCCAGUGAACCCCCUGCAGGAUUUUCUCCCCAGGCAACUCCUUCGCCAACGCCGGCUGAGGACCCUGAGGACUCCACGCUGGCCGAGGACCCCCUACCACCUUGCAGUCCACCACGGAUUGUCCAGCCCCAGCCCAGACGGCGCCGCCAACUCCCUCCCUCUACCUCUGGGCCAGAGAGUCGGGAGGCUAUUGAUUCCCGCCUCAUAGAAUUUCUGGCCCAGAGGAGGAGUGAAGGAGUGGAGGAGAAAACAUUACGGGGCUUAGGACAGCUAUUGAGGCAUGUCACUCCUUUAGAGCCUUGCGUCCUUAGCGGUCGUACUUAAAAUGUUUGCUAUUCCUAACCAUGGGGACAUUCUGGGCAAGCUAAAUGCCAUGAAAGUGGACCUUGAGAAUGCCGCACAGCAGCAAAGUGCCGGGCCAUUUGAAGGUGCGCCACAAGCAUCACAAGGUCCAGCAUACCACCCACAACCCCACUAUGGACUCCCCCAGGGCCCAAUGCAUCAAGUGGGUCAGCCCCUUUACCCGGGCAGUUUCACAUCUGGGGGACCUCAACAGGCCAAUGUCAGGCCACGGUCCACGUUUACUCCUGGAUCAUUUACUCAGGACCUUCUGAAUUUGUAAGCCAGUUUAAUGUUUCCGUUACAAGCACUUUAUAUGUUUUUCACUAAAAUGUU